UUUGAGGCAAUAAGCAGUUUCUGGGUCUGGGUCUGGUCCAUGCAUGUCCCUGGUGACAUGGCGGCUUACGUAGAUCCACUGGUUUUAGGGCGAGUGAUCGGGGAUGUGGUGGACAUGUUCGUUCCCAGCGUCGUAAUGGAUGCGUUCUUCGGUUCCAUGCAUGUCACUAAUGGCUGUCAUAUCCGCCCUUCCGUCUCCGCUAAUCCGCCCCACGUCACCAUCUCCGGCCGCUGUCGUCAACUCUACACUCUGGUAAUGACGGAUCCUGAUGCGCCGAGCCCUAGUGAACCGUCCAUGCGUGAGUGGGUGCACUGGAUUGUCGUGAAUAUUCCGGGUGGUACUGCUGCUACUGAAGGGAAAGAAGUGGUGGCGUAUAUGGGGCCGCGGCCGCCUGUGGACAUCCACAGGUACAUCUUAGUGCUCUUCCAACAGAAGGCGGUGCUGACGGACGGAGAGGUGGAGGCGCCGCCGUUGAGGGCCAACUUUAACACGCGCGCCUUCGCUCAGCAGCUCGACCUUGGCCUGCCGGUUGCCACCGUCUACUUCAACUCCCAGAAGGAGCCAGCUGCCCCCAACAGAAGGCGUUAAACUACUACUUGUAAUAUAUAUAUAUAUAUAUAUACAGGACUGAUCGAUAUAUUGUCAGCAUUUUAAUUAUUUCUAUAAUUUUGUACUAGUUCUAGCAAAUAUCAAUGUUCUAGUCGCCAGCUAUGGUUUGAGGUUUAUAUAUAUAUUAAGGUUCUCGUAU
Molecule: messenger RNA, 748 nt
Organism: Diospyros lotus (date-plum)
Lineage: Eukaryota; Viridiplantae; Streptophyta; Magnoliopsida; Ericales; Ebenaceae
Product: protein MOTHER of FT and TFL1-like
Exons: 4
Coding region: 40-588 (182 amino acids)
Source: RefSeq, a predicted model, not a curated record